Blastocystis hominis is the source of this 822-nucleotide messenger RNA. RefSeq lists its product as hypothetical. The coding region runs from base 1 to 822 and encodes 273 amino acids. NCBI's taxonomy places the organism in Eukaryota, Bigyra, Opalinata, Blastocystidae. Gene Ontology annotation, biological process: post-chaperonin tubulin folding pathway; tubulin complex assembly; cytoplasmic microtubule organization. Gene Ontology annotation, cellular component: nucleus; cytoplasm; microtubule plus-end. Gene Ontology annotation, molecular function: alpha-tubulin binding; microtubule plus-end binding. The record is from RefSeq and is a predicted model, not a curated record. The transcript is spliced from 5 exons.
AUGAGUAUCGGAUUAUCGCAAGAAGAUAUUGAUCUGGUUCGUUCCUACGUAACAGCCAGAGAUGGUCAUGAGUAUGACUAUGUUGAAGAUGGCGUGGUCUGCUUCGAUAUCACUCAUAAUUACCUCAAAGUGCGCAUGCACAGUGUACACAUGCCGAUCACAUCCACAGUGUUCGAAUUGAAAAGAAAGAUUACCACGCAUUCCGGAACCCCUCCAGAGUUCCAGCGCUUAGAACUUCAGUCUUCUUCUGGAAUGAAAAUAGUGGAUCUGCUAAACAACGAUGCAACUUUACAAUCAUAUGGUUUUCAAAACGGAAUGGUCGUUCAUUGCACAGAUUUUAAUCCAAAUUCUCUAGCCAAGGAUGGAGGACUGGAUGACGUGUCAAAAGUAAAGAAAUAUACUAUGAGCGACGAGGAAUACAACAAACUCCAAAACACCUAUCGAGCCUACAAAAAGCGCGUGGGCGAAAAUUUCGAUGCAAAUAAGCAAUAUGGAGCCGAUUCCGUUGCCCAUGUCAAAGUGGACAGUCGAUGUGAAGUGUCUCCAGGAGGUCGUCGAGGCACGGUGCGUUGGAUUGGAGUCUUAGAAGAGGGCAGUACGACACGCGGCGGAUACUGGGUCGGAGUUGCGUUGGAUGAGCCAACAGGAAGGAAUGACGGCAGUUUUAAUGGAACCAGAUUGUUUGAGUGUGGAGCGAAUUAUGGAGUGUUUGUAAGGGGAGAAAAUGUACAAAUCGGUGAUUUUCCGGAGGAAGAACUUGACUUGGAUGAGGAGUUUUGUACUUUUUGUUUCACACACUAUGUUCCUGUUGGAUCUGUAUGA